GAGAGGAGGGAGGGAGGAAAGAGAGAGGCAGAGAGCUAGAGACUGAAGAUCCAGUCAGUGCUGCGUGAAGGACCGAGGCGAACCUGUCUCCAGCUCCCCGAGAGCUACUCGAGAUCUUUUGGGGAGCUCCAAAAAAUUAUGAAUAUGGGAUCUGUCACUGAAGCUGUCCUCAAGGCGUUACUUCUGUUGUCUACUCAAAACUGGAACAGAGUGGAAGCCGGGAAUUCAUAUGACUGUGAUGAGCCCCUGGUGUCUGCCUUGCCUCCGGCAUCCUUCAGCAGUUCUUCAGAGCUCUCCAGCAGUCAUGGUCCUGGAUUCGCAAGGCUGAAUCGAAGAGACGGAGCUGGUGGCUGGUCUCCACUUGUGUCCAACAAAUACCAGUGGCUGCAGAUUGACCUCGGAGAGAGGAUGGAGGUCACAUCCGUGGCCACCCAAGGUGGAUAUGGGAGCUCCAACUGGGUGACCAGCUAUCUCCUGAUGUUCAGCGACAGUGGAAGGAACUGGAAGCAAUACAGACAAGAAGACAGCAUAUGGGGCUUUUCUGGAAAUGCAAACGCAGACAGCGUUGUGUAUUCUAGACUCCAGCCUUCAAUCAAAGCCAGGUUUCUGCGCUUCAUCCCUCUAGAAUGGAACCCCAAGGGCAGAAUUGGAAUGCGAAUUGAGGUGUUCGGGUGUGCAUACCGGUCAGUGGUGAUUGAUCUUGAUGGGAAAAGCUCCCUCCUCUACAAAUUUGAUCAAAACUCCUUGGGUCCAAUAAAAGAUAUCAUUUCUUUGAAGUUUAAAACCAUGGAGAGUGAUGGGAUCCUGCUUCACAGGGCAGGACCUUCUGGGGAUCACAUCACGUUGGAGUUAAGAAGAGGAAAGCUAUUCUUACUUAUUAAUUCAGGUGAAGCAAGACUGACCUCUAGCUCCGCCCUGAUCAACCUCACCUUGGGCAGCCUGCUAGAUGAUCAGCACUGGCAUUCUGUGCUCAUCCAGAGACUGGGCAAACAGGUCAACUUUACAGUGGACGAGCACAGGCAUCACUUCCAUGCCCAAGGAGAAUUCAAUUACCUGGAUCUUGAUUAUGAGAUCAGCUUUGGAGGGAUCUCAGCACCUGCAAAAUCAGUGACAUUGCCAUACAAACCCUUUCAUGGCUGUUUAGAGAACCUCUUUUAUAAUGGAGUGGACGUCAUUGGCUUGGCUAAGCAACACAGCCUUCAGAUCACCACCAUGGGAAAUACAUCAUUUUCUUGUUCACAACCACAGUCUAUGCCUCUGACGUUUCUGAGCUCCAGGAGUUACUUGGUACUCCCAGCACCUUCCAAAGACGAAGCCAUCUCAGCUAGUUUUCAGUUCCGAACCUGGAAUAAGGUUGGACUUCUGCUCUUCUGUGAACUUCAGGUGGUUUCAGGCGGUCUCCUCCUCUUGCUCAGCGAUGGGAAACUUAAACUGAAUCUCCACCAGCCAGGAAAGUCACCCGGUGACAUCACAGCAGGUGCUGGCUUAGACGAUGGUCAAUGGCACUCUGUCUCCUUGUCUGCUAAAAGGAAUCACCUGAAUGUGGUUGUGGAUGGCCAUGUCACCCCUGCUUCUCCUUGGCUGGGUCCUGAGCAGUUUACUUCAGGAGGCAUCUUUUAUUUUGGAGGUUGUCCAGACAAAAGCUUUGGAUCCAAGUGUAAGAGCCCACUAGGUGGGUUUCAAGGAUGUAUGAGACUCAUCUCCAUCAACAACAAAAUGGUGGAUCUGAUUGCAGUCCAGCAGGGGUCCCUUGGUAACUUCAGUGACCUUCAGAUAGACUCAUGUGGUAUCUCAGACAGGUGUUUGCCCAACUCUUGUGAGCAUGGUGGCGAAUGUUCUCAGUCUUGGAGCACCUUCCAUUGUAACUGCACAAACACAGGGUACACAGGAGCCACUUGUCACAACUCUGUCUAUGAGCAGUCAUGCGAAGCCUAUAAGCACCAAGGAAAUGCUUCUGGAUUUUACUACAUCGACUCAGAUGGAAGUGGCCCUCUGCAACCAUUCCUCCUAUACUGCAACAUGACUGAAACGGCGUGGACCGUCAUCCAGCACAAUGGCUCCGAUUUAAUGAGGGUCAGGAACGCUCAUUCUGAGAACCCCCACACUGGGGUUUUUGAGUACGUGGCCAGCAUGGAACAGCUCCAGGCCUCCAUCAACCGCGCGGAGCACUGCCAACAGGAGCUUGUCUAUUACUGCAAGAAGUCACGGCUCGUUAAUCAGCAAGAUGGAAGUCCUCGGAGCUGGUGGGUGGGAAGAACCAACGAAACGCAGACCUACUGGGGAGGCUCCUGGCCUUUGCCUCAAAAGUGCACCUGUGGCUUGGAAGGGAACUGCAUUGAUGCUCAGUAUCAUUGCAACUGUGAUGCAGAUCGAAGCGAAUGGACCAAUGACACUGGAUUCCUCUCCUAUAAGGAACAUCUGCCUGUCACUAAGAUAGUGAUUACAGACACCGGACGCCCACAUUCAGAAGCUGCUUAUAAACUGGGGCCUCUGCUCUGCCGGGGAGACAGGCCAUUUUGGAAUGCAGCUUCCUUCAAUACUGAGGCUUCCUACCUCCACUUUCCCACAUUCCAUGGAGAGCUCAGUGCUGAUGUGUCCUUCUUCUUCAAGACCACAGCCCUAUCCGGGGUGUUUUUAGAGAACCUAGGAAUCACAGACUUCAUCCGGAUAGAAUUGCGCUCACCCUCAACAGUAACCUUUUCAUUUGACGUGGGGAAUGGGCCUUUUGAACUCUCAGUGCACUCACCCACCCACUUCAAUGACAACCAGUGGCAUCGCGUGAGAGUUGAAAGGAACACGAAGGAGGCGUCACUUCAGGUAGAUGAGCUCUCGCCGAAGAUACAAGCUGCUCCCACUGAUGGCCAUGUGCUUUUACAGCUCAAUAGUCAACUCUUUGUGGCUCUCUUCUGA
Psammomys obesus (fat sand rat) is the source of this 2910-nucleotide messenger RNA. RefSeq names its product contactin associated protein family member 4 (gene Cntnap4). NCBI's taxonomy places the organism in Eukaryota, Metazoa, Chordata, Mammalia, Rodentia, Muridae. The record is from RefSeq and is a predicted model, not a curated record. Bases 139 to 2910 code for a protein of 923 amino acids. The transcript has 18 exons.